AUGGCUUCCUCUCAGAAGAUCGUUAUGAUUCUCCUCCUCUGCGGGCUGGCCGCAGUCGCCGUCGAUGCUUGCCUGACCAGGUCGUGCGACACCUGCAAUCCUUUUGGGCCUUACUGGAACGGCCAAGGCUGCGGCAAGGGGUCCAACAUGGUGUUCAAGGAUACCAUGCCCCGGGACAGCAACUCCACGACCUGCUGUGACACAUGCGCGGACGACCCGUGCUGCCUCUUCUGGGUGUACAACCCUGUGACCAAGGAUUGCUCGGGCUACACCAACUGUAACCGCCUGGACAACCAGCCCACGGUCCGCGAGUGGUUCGGCGACUGGAAGAACAUCAGCGCUACCUGCAAGGGAUACUCCCGAUUCCCGGACGCUCAGAUUGGCUUCCCUGGCUUCUUCAACGAAAGCCGUGGCAAAAACUACACGGUUGGCGAAAACCCCCAGGUCAACGGCACCAGAUAG
This is a messenger RNA of Klebsormidium nitens, 462 nucleotides long. The record is from the annotation of a GenBank genome assembly. Lineage: Eukaryota; Viridiplantae; Streptophyta; Klebsormidiophyceae; Klebsormidiales; Klebsormidiaceae.